UGCACGCGCGGUUUUGGCUACCUGUCGCGUGACUUGCAGACCGAGUCGGCAUGGAGGAGCCGGGCUACCGGCACACGUGAGCUCGGGACAGGGACAGGCGUGUUCCCGCAGCAGCGGCAGCAGCAGCAGCAGCAGCAUGGCCCCGACCCUCCUCCAGAAACUCUUCAGCAAGAGGGCGACCGCCAGCGGAGGCGCGAGCGAGUGCGCGAGUGCGGCGGAGCAGUGCUGGGCUUCUGCUGACUUUGAUCUAGCUCAGAUCAGAUUGAUUGUGUAUCAGGAUUGUGAAAGAAGAGGUCGGCAGGUUCUCUUUGACUCUAAAGCUAUACGGAAGCUGGAUCCAUCAGAACCGAGUGCAGAGGAGACGAAAGCUACACCUACCCGAAGUGGCGCAUGCCAGAUCAGCAGCAAGGCCAGCCAGAAAGAGGCUCCCCCUACAUAUCAGUAUACAAGACCAGCUUCAGACGUGAAUAUGCUUGGGGAGAUGAUGUUCGGCUCUGUUGCCAUGAGUUACAAGGGUUCAACAUUGAAGAUUCACCAUAUCCGAUCUCCCCCUCAGCUGAUGGUCAGUAAAGUUUUCUCCACGCGAUAUGGCAGUAGCAACACAGGAAGCACCAGCACUCUGCAGGACAGUUUCGAGUCAAUUAGCCAGACUUGCCCAAGUCACACCAGUAGCAUAGUUCACAGUAAUCCUGUGGACAUGCCAGGCAGAGGACACAGUGAGGACGGAGACAGUGGCAUCGCCCGUUCAGCAUCAUUAAGCAGCCUGCUAGCCACACCCCUUCCCUCACCUGGCUCCUCCUCUGGCAGUGGCUGUGCCAGCAGUUAUCAACGGCGAUGGCUCCGUAGCCAAGCAACCAGCCUGCAGCACGGCCCCAUCCCUCGCUGGAGCACAGAGGAGAUGUUCAGUCUGUCUGAUGAAAGCUGCAGCUCAAACCCAGCGAUGGCUCGGAGGAAGAAGAUCGCCGUCAGCAUCAUCAUCAGCCUGCCUGAGAAGGAGGAGGAGAGCCACAGCUUCCAGGAGUUCUUCUUCUCUCACUUCCCUUUGUUCGAGUCCCACAUGAACAAGCUCAAGACCGCCAUCGAGAGGGCAAUGAUUGUGUGCAGAAGGGUAGCAGAGGCUAGUCAGCGAGUGCAGGUGUAUCUGUGUCGAGUUAUGGAGGCGCUGGGAGAGUUCAGGAUGACCGUGUGGAAUUUGUACAUGGCUCCGCGGAUCACUGAGCCAGUUUGGUUGACCAUGGUAUCACAGAGUGCUGAGCGAAACCAGCUGUGUCAGCGCUUCCUGAAGGAGAUGAGCUUGAUCAUGGAUCACGGGGCCAAGAACCAGUUCCUCUCUGCGCUUCUUACUGCUGUCCUUAUGUACCACUUAGCCUGGGUUCCCACGGUGAUGCCUAGCAACCACUUGCCAAUCAAACCUGUCUGCCAGAAACAUGCCUCCCACACUGUGGACCUUCUGGCCAAGUCUCAUCCCUACAACCCACUGUGGGCUCAGCUAGGUGAUCUGUACGGUGCAUUGGGCUCUCCUGUCCGAGUAUGUCGGACGGUGGUGGUGGGACGCAGGAGAGAGCUGGUGCAGCGCGUCCUCUACGUCCUCUCCUACUUCAUCCGCUGCUCCGACCUUCAGGAGAACACGCAGCCUCCAGGACACACCGAUAGUCCAGCCAACCCCUGUCCUCCUCAAACCACUAAGCCCACCCCCUUAUCUGAAAGGACCAAUGAAAAACCGCUCACACCUGAGUCAGAGCUUACACAGCCAGCCCUCUUCCCUGAAAGGACCAAUGAAAAAACACUAAGAGUGGACUUUGUUGAUACAAGCCCUGCUCCAGUUUCAGAAAGGACCAGAGAAAAAGGCCCAGUCGCAGGGUCAGCGGAGCCCUCCCCCUUUCCUGAAGUGACCAAUGAGAGGCUGGAGUGUGCAGAGGUUGGGCAGGAGUGUUUUGGGUACAAUAAUGACUCUGUGGGGGCGGGGUUAGAGCACAUUUUAGCCAGUCAGAGCCCUCCAGUACAGCGAGUGAAGUUUACCAUCGGCAGCCCUAGGGAGGCAGAGCAUGAAGAACGACAGUGUGGCUUACACAGGAAGCUGCCUCACAGGCUUUUGACAGACAUACGGCAGAGCGAGAGCUCGGACAGCUCUCUGGGAGACAGUGAUGAGGAGGAGCCUUUACCCCGACAACCAUAUACAGCGGCAGAGAUGCGAGAGCAUGAACUGCCCCUUCCGAGCUGUCAGACGGAGAGCCGCCCCAGUGUCAAUCAUUUUGGUCGCUCUCUGCUGGGAGGUUACUGUCCUCAGUACAUGCCUGACUUUGCCCUGCACGGCAUCAGCUCCGACCAGCGGCUCAAACAGUGCCUCAUGGCCGACCUGGAGCACACAGUACUCCACCCUGCGCUGGACGAGCCAGUCGCAGAGGCAGUGUGUAUCGUGGCGGACACAGACCGGCUGUGUGUUCAGGUGGCCACAAGCCAGCGGCGUGUGUGUGAGCCAGGGCGGCUAGGAAGAGACGUGAUGGUGUCCAAUCUCAUACACACACUCCUUACGUCUGUUCUGCAGCUGCACACACUCAACAUUGCAGCAGACUUUUGUGUGAUGCAUUUGGAGGAUCGAUUGCAGGAGAUAUAUUUUAAGAGCUGUUCUUUGGCAGAGUAUCUCAGAGGGCAGAGAAGAGUCCAUGUGAAAGAACUGGGACUAGCACUGGGGAUUGAGUCCAGUGAUCUUCCGUUACUUGCAGCAGUAGCCAGCACACACUCGCCCUACGUUGCCCAGAUACUUCUCUGAACCGACUAUGGACGAAUUGCUUCACUAAACCGACCAAUCAGAAUGUGCUCCUGCUCACCACAGACCAAUAAGGACCUGAUCGCAGUUUUAACACACCAGUCCAGGUUCCCUAUCAGUCGGACCAAUCAGAGCCCAGAUCCAGCCUUAGUCGGACCAAUCAUGAUUUUGCUCGCAGUCCUUGAAGACGGAUUGGGUUUUACAUCCGCGCCAGCUGACUGGAUACAGAGUGUGAUAUGUAUGUGUGUCAGCUUUUUGCCUACACUGUUUCUACUGCCUUCAGACCUUGGAAUUCUCUAUAAUGAGACACUUGUUUACAGUUAAACUCUCUCUCACCUUCAUAUUUGCAGUAUUUUUCAUUGUGUUACAUGUCAUAUCUUAAAGGGAGGAAUGAAAACAGCAAAGCCUUGCGCUAGAAGCUUGUCAGGAUUGCUACUGGACACUUCUUAAUGCAGUAUUAAAGAAACGGCUUGAUCAA
This is a messenger RNA of Pygocentrus nattereri (red-bellied piranha), 3245 nucleotides long. It is a transcript of the gene fnip2, whose product is annotated as folliculin interacting protein 2. The record is from RefSeq and is a predicted model, not a curated record. Gene Ontology annotation, molecular function: ATPase inhibitor activity; protein-folding chaperone binding. The coding region runs from base 137 to 2770 and encodes 877 amino acids. NCBI's taxonomy places the organism in Eukaryota, Metazoa, Chordata, Actinopteri, Characiformes, Serrasalmidae. Gene Ontology annotation, cellular component: cytoplasm. The transcript has 17 exons.